Hyalella azteca is the source of this 1561-nucleotide messenger RNA. Its product is annotated as tubulin alpha-3 chain-like. Bases 134 to 1486 code for a protein of 450 amino acids. Gene Ontology annotation, biological process: mitotic cell cycle; microtubule cytoskeleton organization. Lineage: Eukaryota; Metazoa; Arthropoda; Malacostraca; Amphipoda; Hyalellidae. Gene Ontology annotation, cellular component: microtubule; cytoplasm. The record is from RefSeq and is a predicted model, not a curated record. Gene Ontology annotation, molecular function: structural constituent of cytoskeleton; GTP binding. The transcript has 3 exons.
CGGUCCUCCACUUGCUGCAUUACGAGGGUCACGAGAAGGCUUACUUGUGAACGCGCGCUCACUUACUUAUUCAAGACGUAUUCUGCGUCUGUUACUUCAUUGACUCAACUCGGACUUCUGCGUUUCAGUAAUCAUGCGUGAAUGCAUCUCGAUCCACGUUGGCCAGGCUGGAGUGCAGAUGGGCAAUGCCUGCUGGGAGCUGUACUGCCUCGAGCACGGCAUCCAGCCCGAUGGCCAGAUGCCCUCUGACAAAACCAUCGGUGGAGGCGAUGAUUCCUUCAACACUUUCUUCUUCGAGACUGGCACGGGAAAACACGUGCCCCGAGCCAUCUUCGUUGACCUGGAACCGUCUGUUAUAGAUGAGGUCCGGACUGGAGUCUACCGACAACUUUUCCAUCCAGAACAAUUGAUCACUGGGAAAGAAGAUGCUGCUAACAACUAUGCACGAGGUCACUAUACCAUCGGGAAGGAAAUCGUUGAAAUUGUUUUAGAUCGCAUUCGUAAAACCGCCGACAACUGCACUGGCCUUCAAGGUUUCUUGGUCUUUCACUCGUUUGGUGGCGGCACUGGUUCCGGUUUCACUUCCCUCUUGAUGGAGAGGCUUUCGGUCGACUACGGCAAGAAAAGCAAACUUGAAUUUGCCAUCUACCCUGCCCCUCAAGUCGCCACUGCCGUCGUCGAACCUUACAACUCGAUCCUGACCACACACACUACUCUGGAACAUUCUGACUGCGCCUUCAUGGUUGACAACGAAGCAAUUUACGAUAUUUGCCGCCGUAACCUCGAUAUCGAGCGACCCACUUAUACUAAUCUGAAUCGCAUGAUCGGUCAGAUCGUCUCGUCCAUUACCGCUUCCUUGAGGUUCGAUGGCGCCCUCAACGUCGACCUGACUGAGUUCCAAACGAACUUGGUCCCUUACCCGCGUAUUCACUUCCCAUUGGUGACAUACGCGCCAGUCAUCUCUGCCGAGAAAGCCUACCACGAGCAGAUUUCAGUGGCCGAGAUCACAAACGCUUGUUUUGAGCCCGCCAACCAGAUGGUGAAGUGCGACCCGCGUCAUGGAAAGUACAUGGCGUGUUGCCUGCUUUUCCGAGGUGACGUCGUGCCCAAGGAUGUCAACGCUGCCAUCGCUACCAUCAAGACCAAGCGGAGCAUCCAGUUUGUGGACUGGUGCCCCACGGGCUUCAAGGUGGGCAUCAACUACCAGCCACCCACCGUAGUUCCUGGCGGUGACCUGGCUAAGGUGUCUCGUGCCGUGUGCAUGCUUAGCAACACCACGGCCAUCGCUGAAGCCUGGGCUCGUCUGGACCACAAGUUCGACCUGAUGUACGCCAAGCGCGCCUUCGUGCACUGGUACGUGGGCGAGGGCAUGGAGGAGGGCGAGUUCACCGAGGCCAGGGAGGACUUGGCCGCCCUCGAGAAGGACUACGAGGAGGUCGGCGUCGACUCCGCUGAGGAUAUCAUUGGAGAAGGAGAAGAGUAUUAAUUGACUCAUAAAUCCUACCACCGGCGUCAUGGUAUUUUUACCUGCAUAUCACGAGCAUUAAAACAUAUCACCUGA